AUGGCGCCACCGAUUUGCGCAAUUCCGGUCUCGGAACUAGAAGCCCAGGUCAACACGCUUCCGUCUGGUAAAGCGCGGAAUCCACCAAUCACACUGGGCGACUGCGCACUGAGUGAAUUCGUGCAGUACAAAUGCAACUUGCAGAAAGGAAAGGAUCUGGGAAAAGAGGCAACGAUCGUCUGUGAGCCUGUUGUCCGAAUGCUAAGGAGAUGUCAGAGAGGGCCGAAUGUUGAGACGACGGCUUGGGAGGGGUGGAAGGCUAAGCUGCAAGGUGCAAGCUGA
Molecule: messenger RNA, 282 nt
Organism: Exserohilum turcica Et28A
Lineage: Eukaryota; Fungi; Ascomycota; Dothideomycetes; Pleosporales; Pleosporaceae
Exons: 2
Coding region: 1-282 (93 amino acids)
Cellular component (GO): mitochondrial inner membrane peptidase complex
Source: RefSeq, a predicted model, not a curated record